UAAGGUACCGACGUCAACUGCAGAUGUACAGUAUAGACUGUGAAGCGCGGGCCGCUAACACGUACAGACUAUCAACUCUUCCACUCCAAAACCACGUUAUUUUUCAAUCUCAAUUUGCAAGCACACGUUUAGAAGGACUGGGAAACUAAUGCAUACACAGAGAAAGUAUUUUGAUCUGCACGCGGUACGGUAUUAAACAUCUGUCUGGAACAGUUCACGUAUAUAUUGCAAAGUAUUGCUUUCUACUUUUGGAUAAAAACUACUUUUAUUAUUAUUUAAGAAAGAUGGCAUCAACUCAAAGCAUGAAAGCAGAGGUCCAGUGCGCAGUUGACUUCCUUAGAAGUCACCUAUACAACAAACUGCCUCGAAGAAGGGUUAACGUCCUGGCUGAGGAAAUAGAGAAGGCACUCUACCUCAAGUUUGGCGGCCACUGGUAUCCUGGUCAACCAAAUAAAGGCUCAGGGUACAGAUGUAUUCGAAUCAAUCGUCUCAAGGUAGAUCCUGCCGUUGAAGCUGCUAUCCUACAGAGUGGUCUAGACGUGGAUGAAGUUGUUGAGAACCUUCCUCAAGAACUCACAAUGUGGAUCGAUCCUGGUGAAGUGAGUUAUCGAAUCACAGAGAAGGGCGUAGUCACCGUCAUCUACAAGCAGGAGACAGUUGUUGAAGAGGGUGUUGAACCUGAAGCUCCUUUCUCAUUGGUAGACUCAUUGGGUUCAUCCCUACAAGGAUUUCAUAUCAAUGCCGCACCAUCCGUCCCGUCUACGAGUGGAACUACGAGUCCUGUGGCCCCGGGUAGUCCUGGUGGCAGAUCGUCCAGUAGUUCCACCUCUACAAGUGGUUCAACCUCUCUCGUCCGACCAAACGCGCUCACCUUUACUGCAGCCUCAUUUGCUCAGACCAAAUUCGGCUCUACCAAACCCAAGAAUUCGGGCAAACGAGUCAACUUCCAGCAGCUUUCUCCGACAGAGUUUGCAAACUACAUGAAACAGCGAUCAGCCAUGAAGAACUACCGCAGUAGUCAACGUUCUCCUCAGCAGCUAUCACCGAAUGCUCGAGAGUUUGUUCCAUCGAUGCAGCAACAGUACGCAACACCCUGGAGUGAUGCUAGUGGUACUCCUGGAGCUGGUAUCCAGACUACACACUCUUCUCCAACGGCAAUCAGUCCCGAGAGUUGGUUCUUACCCGAAGGAUGGGGUUUACCCACUUCAAGCCCAGCUGAUCAGUAUAAUCAACAACCCUCAUUGAUUGUGGCCAACUAGCUCAACAUCACUGGGCUCUCAACAUCAUCCAUGCGACCGUUUUCAUAUCGCUGAAAUAUAGCCUCAUUUGCACUUUGAACGUGCUGUGUUUAAAGAAAAAAAACUCAAGAAGUACUUCCGUUUUUUGAAUUGCAAAAGUGCAACGCGUUUUAUGGUUGUACUCCGCAGCUUCAUAGCCGAACUAUUUUUUCAUGAAUUGUUACUGUUGUUUAAGAAUUCAAAUACUAUUUACACGAUUUUACUAUUCUAUACUAUAUAGCGCAUACUAUUUUGAUAUUACAAAGGAGGCCGGUAAUCCUCAAAUUUUUUACUGAUAGACAUGAAAUGAAUGGCUUUGAGUACUGCGUAUUGUUAUGUGGUUUGUGAUUAUCUUAUAUGAUGCCAUAUCCCAAUCCUCACUAUUCUCUCUCACUUUUUCUUUAUCUUUGCUCUUUCCUCUCCUCUUUAAAUUAUUCUCAUCAUUGUAUAUAUAAAAAUAUCUCUCGAUACGGCCUAACAGCUUUAAUUCUUGUCUCACUUCAUAAAUGUAGAAUUUAUGUCACUGCAAUUGAGAAGGUGCAGGAUAUGUCAUAUUUUAUCUCUUUUUCUUGACAUACCCUAUACCGCCGUUGGCAUAUUUUGUACAUACGAUUGACAUCUAUCAUACUUAUUCAAUUUACUCUAGGUAAGCGUCAGCUGUACCUCAUACAUUAUACAUGCAUAAAUCAUCAAGUAUUGAAAUUAGUAAUUUUGUACUCUUGAUCGACAACACGAGAAUUGUACAGUUUCUUAUUGGUCAAUCUUUUAUCACGUGACAGUAAGCAAAGGCGACAGUGCACUUGAGCCGACCGCCCUGCUCUUUAUAGAUGUAUAGCAAAAUACACACAGUGCACAAACACACAUAUUGUGGAUUGUGUAUCUCAAUUACCAAUGGUAUUCUAUGUGUAGCUUGUGUGAUAUGCAAAUUAUGUUGUAAUUGAUUACAUGGCUGUCGUGUGUGUCGCCAUGUGCAGUUCAUUGACGUACUUGAAAAUCGAUUCACAAAAAAUUGUAUCAUUUUGAUCCCCGUGACAUUUUUAGUCCAAUGGGAUAUAUUUUCUUACGCAAUUUGUACAUAUAUAUUUUUUUCGCUUGUUUUAACUUUUAAACAUUGACUGACUUAAAAGUCUAUGUACAGUCCUUUCGUAAGGAAUGGUUCUGGGUCUAAGGCUUUAAUUACUGAAGAAUUACAAUUAUUUAUGAUAUCUGUGUAAAUUUUGUGUGAAAUUGAUGAUAUAUAUAUAUUAUAUAUUUUUCUUUCUAAGAAGGAACGUGCAUAUUUUGCCUUGAAUCUCACCUUGUUGUUAAUUGUCGCCAUCUACGUUCACUAAAAUCCCAUUCCUGACUAAACAUCUCACUAUUAUCAGUCAGAUCCACCAUACUUCUAAAAAUAAAAGAUCUAAUUAAAUUCAAAUUGCAUAAUAUAGUACUAAUAACAACAAGAUUUUUUUAUAUAAAGAUACACGUAAUGAGCUUCUUCAAAUGGAUAUGACUUCUGACCUUGUACCAAGAAUUUUGGCAGAAAUAUUAAUUUGAUGCGAUCGAAACAGACUAUUUGGUGUUGGGUUUUAAAUGGUGUGAACAGGCAUCAAAGGUGAAUUCUUGUUUGUUACGGACUGUGCAAUACAACAUGUACUUAUUUUUCAAGGAUUGGAUGGUGUAUCUACCCAUUCAGCCAUGAUUAUAUUAUGAUCAAAUUUGUAAGUUUAUAUUAAAUAUUCUUUCAGAGCA
This is a messenger RNA of Lytechinus variegatus (green sea urchin), 3008 nucleotides long. RefSeq names its product protein Tob1-like. Gene Ontology annotation, cellular component: nucleus; cytoplasm. NCBI's taxonomy places the organism in Eukaryota, Metazoa, Echinodermata, Echinoidea, Temnopleuroida, Toxopneustidae. The coding region runs from base 285 to 1259 and encodes 324 amino acids. The transcript has 2 exons. Gene Ontology annotation, molecular function: transcription corepressor activity. Gene Ontology annotation, biological process: regulation of gene expression. The record is from RefSeq and is a predicted model, not a curated record.